AUGGCUACAGCUCGCAAUGACAGAGAUGAAGAAGAAAGCCUACGAGCCAAAAUAACUGAAAAUUUUGUCAGCUGUCCAUUAUGCCUUGUUGAGUACAAAGACCCGACAGAUUUACCAUGUAGGCAUACAUUUUGUAAAGGUUGUCUGAAGACUUAUAUUUCAAACUCAACACCAGGAAGUAAAUUCCGGUGUCCUGUGUGUCGGAAAGAGACAGAAGUUCCUAAAGAUGGACUUGAGGGCUUCACUCACAAUUUCUUCAUGGAAAGCUUGCAGGACACUGUAAUUCAGUCAACACAUAAGAAAAAGUGCAGCUCUUGUGUUUUGUUGUCCCAAACUGAAACAGUGGCUACUUCAAAAUGCAUCACCUGCCAUGACUACCUAUGUGAGAAGUGUUCUUCAUUUCACUGUGCUACCACACUCACCAAAGAUCACAGGGUACUCACUUUUCAACAACUUCACAGCAGUGAGUAUCAAAAAGAAAUCCAAGAGCAGCAGAAGAUUAUCUGCCCAGAGCACAAAGGUGAGAUGAUACGAUACUUUUGUUCAGACUGCAAUGUCCCCAUUUGUCGUGACUGCAGAGAUCUACACCAUGAUGGCCACAAACUUAUCUCCCUUGAAAAAGCUGCAGAGAUGGUAAAGCCACAACUUCAGACCAAAUUCUGUGGCAUGGAGAAAAAAUUAGAAAUGGGUGAGAAAAAAAUAGAUAAAAUUGAUGAAAUAUUGGCAACCCUCCAAGAAAAUGAAAACUUUGUUCAGCAGAAGAUCAAAACUCGUGCAGCUCAUCUACGUCAACUGGUAGAUCAACGAGAGAAAACCUUACUACAGGAGCUUCAUCAAACCACAAGCACUCACAGAAAUAAUUUACAAAUGUCCCACAAAAACUGCAGUGCCACUUGCUCCUCUAUCAAAACCACAACAGAUGUAGUAAAGAACAUCCUUCAACGUGGUGCCCCCAUAGAUGUCCUCAUGUUACAACACCAACUUGGACAGAAACUAGAUAAGCUACAGUCAACUUCAGCUGUGGAUGAUAUUCCAGAGGAACUAAAACUCACACUCACCACCAACACAGAAGUGGACCAAAAGAUAUCCAGUGGGGCUGGCCUGGGGAAUGUGCAGAUAUCUAGACAAACAGCUUUGCCCAAGUUCAAACCACAGGCUGAAUGUAUGCUGGAGUUUGACACUGGCCGUGAGGUGCCAGUGGACAUUUCAGUGAGUCCAAACAGGGAGUAUGUUACUACCCAUGGUUGGAAGAACAAGGUGAAGGUUUGUAGUUCAGAUGGUACAUCAAGACAAGAGAUCACAAGUGUCUCAGACACACAGUUGAAAUGUCCAGUAGGAAUCUGUCACUUUCCUGAUGGAAGGAUGGUUCUAUCUGCUGCUCGCAAUAACAAACUGUUUAUCCUGUCACCACAGUGGGAAGUACAGCAAACUGUUGAUGUCAAUAACCCAUAUGGUGUGGCUCUCAAUAACAGCUGCACUCAGAUUGCUGUGGCACAGAGUAGCAAAAAGAAGUCUGUGAGUGUGUUCAGUAUUGAUAUCAAAGGGAAAAUAACUUUAACUGAUGUGAUAAAGAACAAAGAUGGGGAACAGUUGUUCAAUGAACCAUAUAAAGUAGCAUAUAUGAGCAAUGGGUGCCUUGUUGUCAGUGAUCUAUCACAAAAGAAACUUCAUAUCCUAACCCCAUCUGGUGACCCACUGUAUCAGUACACAGGACCUGAUAACAAGUUAGGUACACCUCUUGGUGUCUGUGUUGAUGGAUAUGACAACAUACUAGUUACAGAUCAUGAUAACCACUGCAUACACCUUGUAUCCCAAAAUGGGAAGUUCAUCCAGUACAUAGCAACCAGAGCUGAUGGACUUUAUUACCCAUGGGGAUGUACCAUCAACCAGGAUGGAGAUGUGGUUGUGACUGAAUUUGAUGGGAAAGUGAAAGUAUUCCAAUACUUGGAAAAAUGA
Molecule: messenger RNA, 1956 nt
Organism: Lingula anatina
Lineage: Eukaryota; Metazoa; Brachiopoda; Lingulata; Lingulida; Lingulidae
Product: E3 ubiquitin-protein ligase TRIM56-like
Biological process (GO): innate immune response; positive regulation of type I interferon-mediated signaling pathway
Cellular component (GO): nucleoplasm
Molecular function (GO): ubiquitin protein ligase activity; protein binding; zinc ion binding
Source: RefSeq, a predicted model, not a curated record